AUGCCGUCCAAUUUCACAGACAAGAUCAAGGAUGUCGAGGCCAACGGGCAGUCCAUUGACUCUAGCAACUGCAGUACACCCAAAUUAGCCGCUCGAAAUGAGAAAGAAUUGGGAAGUCCCGUGUCAGAGAUGAAACUCGAAAGUCAACUGCCGCCACCGGCCGCAUAUCAUGUCUUCUCCCGGCCUCGAAAGUUGGAAAUGGUCUGCAUUGUGUCGAUGGCAGCCAUUUUCUCUCCCCUCUCUUCCAACAUUUACUUCCCAGCUCUGGGGGCUAUUGCCAAGCAAAUGGACACGUCUAUCUCGCUCGUGACAUUGACCGUCACGAUAUAUAUGAUUGUGCAAGGGCUGGCUCCCAGCUUCUGGGGCUCCUUCUCAGACGUGAUCGGUCGCCGCAGUGUAUUUAUUGGCACUUUCAUAGUCUAUAUUCUGGCCAACAUUUUGCUGGGUGUGUCGACCAACUAUGGGGAGUUGAUGGCUUUCCGUGCGCUGCAAGCUGCGGGCAGUUCAGCUACCAUUUCCAUCGGUGCCGGUGUCAUUGGCGAUAUUACCACGUCCGCCGAGCGAGGCAGUUUGGUUGGAAUUUUCGGAGGAGUUCGUAUGCUCGGCCAGGGUGUUGGCCCAGUCAUCGGUGGUAUCCUCUCCCAAUUUCUAGGCUACCAUGCCAUCUUCUGGUUCCUGGUCAUUGCCUCCGGAAUCAGUCUAGUCUUUAUCCUUAUCCUGCUCCCCAAAACCCACCGCACCAUUGCUGGCAAUGGCUCGGCUCGGCUCCACGGGAUUUACAAACCCUGGAUCUACUACAUUAUCCCCCAGAAGGACGUUCAAGUUGACACCCAUCCCUCCAGCCCCCAAAAGGUAACCUGGAAAGUUUUGUUGGCACCCUUGACCUUCCUGGUGGAAAAGGACGUCUUCAUAACCCUGUUCUUUGGCGCCAUUGUCUACACCGUGUGGUCCAUGGUGACUUCAUCCACUUCGGACCUCUUCGAAUCCGUCUACGGACUGACCACUCUGGAAGUUGGUCUAACCUUCCUGGGCAACGGAUUCGGCUGCAUGUCCGGCUCCUACACCAUCGGUUAUAUCAUGGAUUAUAACCACAAGCGUACCGAGCGCGACUACUGCCGCAAACACAACCUUCCCCUCGAGACUCGCAUAACCAGCAAAACCCACCCAGACUUCCCCAUCGAAUACGCACGCAUGCGCAAUACCUGGUGGAUUAUCGCGCUCUUCGUUUUCUGCACCGCCGCUUAUGGCUGGUCCUUGCACACAAAUCUCGCCGUCCCUAUCAUCCUGCAGUACAUCAUCGCGUACUGCGCCACCGCCAUCUUUACUAUCAAUAGCGCGCUUAUCAUUGAUAUGUACCCAGGUGCUAGUGCUAGUGCAACCGCCGUCAACAAUCUCAUUCGCUGCGAGAUUGGUGCGGCGGGUGUCGCGGCCAUCCAGCCUAUCAUCAAUUCCAUCUCUGCCGAGUGGGCCUUUGUCUUGUUGGCGGGGAUCACUGUCGCUAUGGUGCCACUGAUCAUUAUCGAGAUGAAGUGGGGGAUGGGCUGGCGAUUGGAGCGCUUUGAGCGUUUGAAGCGAAAGCAGCAGGCAUGCUAA
This is a messenger RNA of Penicillium cosmopolitanum, 1593 nucleotides long. RefSeq lists its product as uncharacterized. Gene Ontology annotation, biological process: transmembrane transport. The transcript is spliced from 5 exons. The record is from RefSeq and is a predicted model, not a curated record. Gene Ontology annotation, molecular function: transmembrane transporter activity. NCBI's taxonomy places the organism in Eukaryota, Fungi, Ascomycota, Eurotiomycetes, Eurotiales, Aspergillaceae. The coding region runs from base 1 to 1593 and encodes 530 amino acids.